AUGCUCUGCACAGCUAUUGGUCCCAAAGUCUUGCUGGUUGGCAAGUUUCUGCCAACUGGCAUGCACCCGUUGUCUAUUUCCGAGAAGAAAAGUAAGGGUAUGCAGAGAAGAGAGGUAAGCGGUCUGAAAUAUCUAGGCUUAUGCUUGUACCUGAGCGACCUGCGAUCCCCACCGCCGCCGCGACGAAUCGGUCUCUGGGCGGGGGCUUUUUUAACUCACAAAGAAAAUGGCUCAGCCAGGAACUGGUGCCCAGGCCAUGGAGAAGCCGGUUCCAACUUCACUUGUUCACGCCAGUCAAUCACCUCAGGGGUCUGGACCAAUGUAGUGUGGAAUCUGCAGCGAGGAAUCGCGAAGCACUUAGUAGCCGGUAGCUUUGAAGGGCUUGCCCGUCGCGUGGCGGGCGGCGACCCACUGUUUAAAUACAAACGGUCGGCGCGAGGGGUGCGCCUGGCUGCGGGCGUCUGGCUGCCGCGAAGCGUUGCCGGAGUCUGGUCUCCACGGGCUACCUCGGGUCGCAUAUGCUACCUCCCCCGUCCCUGCUGUGCGCGGCCAGAGGCCUUCGGGGCCCACUUGUUAGCUUGGCGGCUGCUGGGGACGCUGGCGAGGCUGCGCCCCAGGUUAAGCGAGGGAAGCCUCUCUCCUGCAGCCCUGACCGAAACCACAGAUCCAACCUGUACUUGUAUCUUACUCUUCUUCAAAAUACUUAUUCUGCUGGUACUGAAGAGGAUGUGUUCCAAGGAUAUACUUUGUUGUCAGAAAUUCCAUUAUCAGAGGAGCUUCAUUUCCAGAGGAUUCAUUAUUCAAGAAAUGCUUUUGUCUAAAAAGAAUGAUAAAUAUAUAAACUUUAGUCAUGUGAAUGAAGACUAUGAAUCCAGUAAUGACAUGGAUAUUCUGAAUUCUGAUAGAAAAGGCAAAGAGGAGCGGCAAACAAGUGUUCCUCUGUCCUCUGGUUAUAGUACAGUGUCAUCAGAUUCAACUCCUAGAACCUCAACGGUCUGUUACUGUGAUUUGAAGGAGAAUUCACAGGAAACAACAAUCCAGAAAAUGGAAAGGAUGAAAAAAAUGUUUGAAGAAACUGCAGAAUUACUGAAAUGUCCAAAUCACUAAUUAUAGAAUUUUCUGCAUGAACUUCUCUAAGACUUUGGCACUGUACACAUUGUAUAUUUUAAGAAUUCUCUAUAAAUUUUAAUAUACUGCAAUAUUUUUUAUGAAGAAUUUGAAUUCCAUUUGGUAAAUGAGUGUUUUUCAGUGUCGAUUAAAUACUUAAAUAUUUUUA
This is a messenger RNA of Suricata suricatta (meerkat), 1276 nucleotides long. It is a transcript of the gene CEP44, whose product is annotated as centrosomal protein 44. The transcript is spliced from 9 exons. Lineage: Eukaryota; Metazoa; Chordata; Mammalia; Carnivora; Herpestidae. The coding region runs from base 1 to 1107 and encodes 368 amino acids. The record is from RefSeq and is a predicted model, not a curated record.